CUUUACCUCUCGCUGGGGAGUGGAUUCCACAUAUUGCUAUGAUAUUUAGGACGUUUCUGAGACUGGCAGUCCCCAUGGUGCGGAUAUCAUAGCAGAGGCGUCUGGCUGUCCCGUUAAUCACACCGAUAUAAGCUGCGAGAGCCUCUGAUAUUCCACUGUCCACCAUGUCGCAAUGGCUACAACGACACACCUCUCCAACAGUUCAGCUAAGCCUUGCAGCAGCCCUUGGAGCUAUUGCUGCUACCUCAGUCAUAUUCACAGCUACAUCCAUACGCCGCCGUCGGAUUACUGAAGAACUGAAAGCCUCCAUACCCGACAUUUCAAAAGAACACCAUGCGACGCCAUUGACAGAAUAUGGCGCUGCUAUGCGCCCUAGCAUUACCAACAAGGAGGACGAACGGGCGGCGCAGAUCGCAGCGAGGGCACGAAAGGGUGACUUCGACGAAGAGCUCAUACUCGAACAGCUUGCUCGGAACAGGGUGUUCUUGAAAGAUGAAGGGCUGGCGAAACUGCGGGACGCAUUUGUCGUGGUCGUCGGGCUUGGUGGUGUGGGAAGUCACUGCGUAGCGGCUCUGGCAAGGAGCGGAGUCUCCCGGAUCCGCAUCAUUGACUUCGACCAGGUCACCUUGAGCAGUCUGAACCGGCAUGCUUUGGCGACGUUGGCAGAUGUUGGCACACCCAAAGUUCACUGUGUGAGGAAGAGGCUGGAGCAGAUAUGCCCUUGGGCAAGGAUCGACUGUCGGAACGAGCUGCUGAGCUCGCAGACGACAGAGCCAUUGCUUGCGAAGUGGGACUUUGAAGUCCGAGAUGACGAGGACUGCAAGGAGCCUGAUUGGGUCGUUGAUGCGAUUGAUAACAUUGAUUCCAAGGUCGGACUGCUACAUUAUUGUGCUCUCAAGGGCAUCAAGGUCAUCAGCUCGAUGGGCGCAGGCUGCAAGAGUGAUCCGACCCGAAUACAGGUUGGAGACAUUUCAACUAGUGUUGAAGAUCCAUUGUCCAAGGCUACGAGGCGAAGAUUGCGGGCCAAAGGAAUCAAGGAUGGCAUUCCAGUGGUGUUCUCCACUGAAAAGCCUGGCGAAGGCAAAGCUGAAUUGCUGCCAAUUGCAGACGAGGAGUAUGAGAAAGGCAACGUCGACAAACUUGGUGUACUACCCGAGUUCAGAGUCAGGAUAUUGCCAGUCCUGGGCACAAUGCCCGCUAUGUUCGGAUAUACCGUGGCGAACCAUGUCAUGUGCAGCAUCGCUGGGUAUCCGAUGGACUAUCGCGUUGGGGAAAGGGGACGCGAGAAAUUGUACGAUAGCAUCCUAUCGGGCUUGCAAGGGCUGGAAGAGCGCCUUGUCAGGUCUACACCAGGCCAAGACGCUGUUGGCCUGCGAAUACCGAUCAGUCGGGAAGACGUGGCUUAUCUCGUGGAAGAAGUCUUCAGAGGUAGGAGCGUCGUCUCCGGCCUAGGAAACCGACUCGCUUUGACUAGAUGGCGGAAACCCGCUGAAGGCUUCCGAGUCGAUGAGACCUAUUUGAAAGAUGGUCAAAAGAUGAUCAAGCUGCCGAUGGCAGACCUCGUACUCAUGACCAAAGAGGAAGCACAGAAACAUGAAAGGGAGGUGCUCCGUGGCAGUACUGCGCCGGAAGACCUCUACGAGCCGGCUGUCUUGAAUACAGUCGAACGCAGGCAUCGUGAAGAGCUGGCGUACGAGAGGUACAGGUAGUCACUCCGCUUCUGGAUCUCAAGACACCUUCAAUAUCAAACGCGUGUCGCCAAAGGAUUGUCUCAGCUGCUCCUCAAUACCAGCAAUUUCACUUGAAGCAAGAUCCAUCAUCCUCAAUGUCGCCGUUCUUUCAAUUCCGAAAGUCCAU
Exophiala xenobiotica is the source of this 1857-nucleotide messenger RNA. RefSeq lists its product as uncharacterized. The transcript has a single exon. NCBI's taxonomy places the organism in Eukaryota, Fungi, Ascomycota, Eurotiomycetes, Chaetothyriales, Herpotrichiellaceae. Gene Ontology annotation, cellular component: mitochondrial outer membrane. The coding region runs from base 165 to 1709 and encodes 514 amino acids. Gene Ontology annotation, biological process: cyclic threonylcarbamoyladenosine biosynthetic process. Gene Ontology annotation, molecular function: ubiquitin-like modifier activating enzyme activity; tRNA threonylcarbamoyladenosine dehydratase activity. The record is from RefSeq and is a predicted model, not a curated record.